AUGGCCUCCCCAAAGACCCUGUUGUCUGUACCCACGGCAGCCAUGGCGCUGGGCUCUCCAUCUCCGUCGUCGUCAACGAGCAUGCCCUCGUCCACGGGGAGCGCAUCUUCCACAAGCAGUGCUGCCAGCUCGCCAAGUAGUUCCAACGAGACGAACAGUUCGCCUUUCUCGCAAAACGGUACCCCCGCACUCAUCCUUGCCUUUCUUGCGAUCGGGCUCUUCAUCGGCGGCAUGCUUGCCAUGUUUGGCUUGCGCAGGCGCAUGGCCAUCCGUGGACCGCGGCGCUGGUUCACAAGCGAUCCUCCCCCAGAGGCGCUAUCUGCUGGGUGGGCCGUGGACCUGCCUGAGAUCAUCAACAGGCGCAGAAGUGCAAGGAGAAGGCAGAGAGACGUUGGGAAGAAACCAGACUUGUGGGACGUGUACGCUGCGCGCGGCAGUACCACAGGUCCGCUCUGGAGAGACAUCAAGCCAAUCUCUGCGAAAAUUGUCUGCAAUGAGCGUGCGCAGACCCUACCUUCAUCUGCCAUUAUGCCUCUGCCUCCUGGAGAACCGGGACUGUUCUCCCAUGUAUCUGUCGACCCACUUGGAUUUUUUCGCCGCGGUAGAUCUGCUCCGGAAGCAGCGUCCGCAACUGCCCCUCCAAUCUCACGAUGGAUGGAGAUUGCUGUCGCCGUAGCAAUGCCUACUCCGCACCGUCCCUCGUCCGAGCCUUUCGACUAUACCCUGGGUCUCGCCGUCAUACCCUGGAACAGAGACUUAACGUUGAUCGAGUUUGAAGAUUGCGCUGAGCCACCUUCCUAG
Messenger RNA from Postia placenta MAD-698-R-SB12, 801 nucleotides. RefSeq lists its product as hypothetical. The transcript has 2 exons. The coding region runs from base 1 to 801 and encodes 266 amino acids. The record is from RefSeq and is a predicted model, not a curated record. Lineage: Eukaryota; Fungi; Basidiomycota; Agaricomycetes; Polyporales; Adustoporiaceae.